UAAACAACAAACAAAAAAGUUUACAGUAGCUUACACAAAAGUUUCACGUUUCCUCUUCUUCUUCUUCUUUACCCUUCAACAAUUCCAAGAAGAUUAAAGAAAAAAAAAACACAAUGAGGCAGUUUCCAAACAUAAGAGGAAAUAUAUAUGCAAAGAUGUCGUCGACGUCGACAAUGGUGGCGUCUCAAACACGUCCACCGUGGCGUACACCAGUUCCUUACCUAUUCGGUGGCUUAGCAGCCAUGCUCGGACUCAUAGCCUUUGCUCUCUUGUUGCUCGGUUGCUCUUACUGGAAAGUUUCUCGUGAAAGAGACGAUGAGGAGAAACAAGCCGAGUCCGGUGAGAAAGUGGUGGCUAAGGUUUUCGAAGAGAAGAUUCUUGUGAUCAUGGCUGGACAAAACAACCCCACUUUCUUGGCUACUCCGGUCGUCGCCAAGAUUUGCCCGGACUGCGUAAUUACGACUAGGAAAGAAGGGCAGAAUGGUGAAUCUAAAGGAGCAGAAGAAGACCAUUGAGCUCUCUUCUCAAGACAAGACUCAAGAAGAGUGUUCUUUUUUACUUUCGUCCUCUGUUUUUGUCGGUUCUGUUUGUUUGUUUGGGGGAUUUAGUUUUUCCUCUGUUUUUAUCGAACUUGAAAAUGUAAAAAUCUUUGCUAGAGAGUAGUGAAUGUGAACAAAGAAGUUGGCAUAUUUUGGGUUUCUUUCUCUAUA
Messenger RNA from Capsella rubella, 710 nucleotides. RefSeq names its product protein GLUTAMINE DUMPER 5. The record is from RefSeq and is a predicted model, not a curated record. The coding region runs from base 114 to 515 and encodes 133 amino acids. Gene Ontology annotation, biological process: regulation of amino acid export. Lineage: Eukaryota; Viridiplantae; Streptophyta; Magnoliopsida; Brassicales; Brassicaceae. The transcript has a single exon.